This is a messenger RNA of Drosophila elegans, 1175 nucleotides long. RefSeq names its product gustatory receptor 5a for trehalose (gene Gr5a). Gene Ontology annotation, molecular function: sweet taste receptor activity. Gene Ontology annotation, cellular component: membrane. The coding region runs from base 16 to 1143 and encodes 375 amino acids. The record is from RefSeq and is a predicted model, not a curated record. Gene Ontology annotation, biological process: detection of chemical stimulus involved in sensory perception of taste; sensory perception of sweet taste. Lineage: Eukaryota; Metazoa; Arthropoda; Insecta; Diptera; Drosophilidae. The transcript has 6 exons.
CAGUGCUUCUGCCUCAUGCCUGUCAGCGGAAUCAGUGCCCCCUCUUGCCGAGGGUUGAGUUUCAGCCGCCGGAGCUGGCGGUUUUGGUAUAGCGUCUUGUAUCUCUGUGCCACUUCGGUGGAUCUGGGAUUCAGCAUUCACAAGGUGACCCACAGUGGGUUGGAUGUGCGCAGUGUGGAGCCCAUAGUUUUCCACGUGAGCAUCCUGAUCGCCUCGUGGCAGUUCCUCAACCUGGCGCGCCUCUGGCCAGGAUUGAUGCGCCACUGGGCGGCGGUGGAGCAUCGGCUUCCCGGCUACACCUGCUGUCUGCAGCGAUCUCGCCCUGCUCGUCGCAUCCAGCUGGUGGCCUUCCUGCUUCUAGCCCUUUCUCUGAUGGAGCACCUGCUGAGCAUUAUUUCGUCGGUGUACUACGACAUCUGUCCCCGAAGGAGGGAUCCCGUGGAGUCGUAUCUGCACGCCAACAGUGCCCAAUUGUUCGUUGUGUUCCCCUACUCCAACUGGCUGGGUUGGCUGGGCAAGAUCCAGAACGUGCUGCUCACCUUUGGCUGGAGCUACAUGGACAUAUUCCUGAUGAUGCUGGGCAUGGGUCUCAGCGAGAUGUUGGCCAGACUCAACCGCAGCCUGGAACUGCAGGUGCGACAGCCCAUGCCGGAAGCCUACUGGACAUGGUCUCGCACUCUCUACCGCUCAAUAGUGGAGCUCGUCCGGGAGGUGGAUGAUGCCGUAUCCGGAAUAAUGCUGAUUUCCUUCGGCAGCAAUCUGUACUUCAUCUGCCUGCAACUGCUCAAGAGUAUCAACACGAUGCCCUCCUCGGCCCACGCCGUCUACUUCUACUUCUCCCUGAUGUUCCUGCUCAGCCGAUCGACGGCCGUACUCCUCUUCGUGUCGGCGAUCAAUGACCAGGCGCGGGAGCCACAGCGUCUGCUGCGUCUCGUCCCCCUCCGGGGAUAUCACCCGGAGGUCUUCCGGUUUGCCGGAGAACUGGCCAGCGAUCAGGUGGCGCUGACGGGCCUCAAGUUCUUCAAUGUCACCAGGAAGCUGUUUUUGGCGAUGGCAGGAACGGUGGCCACCUACGAACUAGUGCUCAUUCAGUUUCACGAGGACAAAAAGUCUUGGGACUGCUCGGCUCCCAAUUUAAGUUAGAGACUAGGCUAACUAAAACACAUAGAAUACCA